Lampris incognitus (smalleye Pacific opah) is the source of this 3186-nucleotide messenger RNA. RefSeq names its product frizzled-3-like. The transcript is spliced from 11 exons. NCBI's taxonomy places the organism in Eukaryota, Metazoa, Chordata, Actinopteri, Lampriformes, Lampridae. Gene Ontology annotation, molecular function: Wnt-protein binding; Wnt receptor activity. Gene Ontology annotation, cellular component: plasma membrane. The record is from RefSeq and is a predicted model, not a curated record. The coding region runs from base 1033 to 3186 and encodes 717 amino acids. Gene Ontology annotation, biological process: non-canonical Wnt signaling pathway; canonical Wnt signaling pathway.
CGAGACCGAGGCGAACGGUCACCAAGGGGACGAGAAGCUCCUCAGACUGUCGAUAUUCCUGCCGGAAGCACCAGAUUUAAGAGGAUACUCCAUAGUGGCGACGUGCUGAAAGACCGGCUCCUAUCAUUCCCUCUGUGUCUCUGUGAAGAGUGAUUGGUGUUUCUGCUGGAUCAGCAGGAAGCUCAUAUUCGAAAGCAUAAAAAAAUCAGAUUAUCAGUAUUAAUUGGAAACCGAGAGUGGGACAACGUCACACAGCGAAGGAGAGUUUUAAAGCCCGAACCUUGAAAAUGGCAGCGAACAGUGACAUGCAUCUCUAGAACUGGUGAGAGUAUAUCAUGACCCAGAGAAGACCUGAGGAAGGAGGCUGCCUGUGGACCCUUUAUCUGAACAAUAUGCUUUCACUUUGGCUGUGGAAUCAGGGAGAACCAUCUCUAAACAGAUUACCAGAAAAUGGUUUAAGAGAGAAACUGUAAUAUUACUAUAUUUUUAAUGAUCAACAAGCGAAUCAGGAACUUGGAUUAAUAAAUUGCAUUUAAAUAAAGGACAUUUCAAGAUUUUCAAUGGAUACUACACAUGAGAUGAAAAUACUAAAAUGGAUGAUGACAUGAAGGAGUCACAAAAUGUCAGCUCCGUUCACUCUCUCCAACCGCCCCCUUUACUUUAGCAGGAUGAGCUGGGACUCCACCUCUGAUCUAUUCAGGAUACAUGCAGAAUGAUCCCACCCCUCAUCUAGUGGCACAUUUCAUCUGCCUGCCUAAUUAUCAUUGACCGACCGGUAUUGGAUAGUUGGUUGCAGUAGUCUACAUCCAUCUUCUUUACUGUUUCUAUAUCAAAAUAAUCUCUCAGUUUUGUCAAUCUAUCAACAAUCAUCAUGCCCCUAGGGCCAAGAAGAAUAUGUGGACAGCUAGUUUUUGAGUCCUUGUAGAAGAGGAAGACACUGGCUGAUCUGGGUGGUGCUAUGGCAUCACUUUGAGACUUAAUUUUCUCUUCUUUUUGGGGGGGUGGGUUGUUUUUUUUUCUUUCUUUUUUUAAAUGUCUGAAAUUAAAAUGAGACCAUACAUCGGAAGUGAAGGUACGAGGGACUGGUUCUCAAAGACUCCAGGGAUCUCCUACCGACAAAGGUCCAGAUUCUACUCCUCACAUGUCCCAAUUUUUCUCCUCUCAGUCCUGAUCUCGCCCACUCUGUCCAUCCAUAUGGGCUCAGUUGAAAGCCACAGUGAGUUCAGCUGUGAGCCCAUCGGACUCAGAAUGUGCCAGGAUCUGCCUUAUAACACCACCUUUAUGCCCAAUUUACUCAACCAUUAUGACCAACAGACAGCUGCAUUAGCAAUGGAGCCAUUCCAUCCCAUGGUAAACCUGGCAUGCAGCACAGAGCUGAGGAUGUUUCUGUGUGCUCUGUAUGCACCGGUGUGCACCGAGUAUGGCCGUGUUUCCAUGCCAUGCAGAGCCCUCUGCCACCGUGCCAAGGACGACUGUCAUAAACUAAUGGAGAUGUUUGGAGUUGCCUGGCCAGAUGAGAUGGAGUGCAGCAGGUUUCCAGAUUGUGAUGAGGCCUACCCUCGUCUAGAGGACCUCAUAACUGCCUCCGACCCCACUGACCAGUCGUCUUUGACCGUCCAGAGAGAUUAUGGCUUUUGGUGCCCCAGAGAGCUCAAGGUCGACCCUGAGCUGGGCUACAUUUUCCUGGGUAGAAGAGACUGCUCUGCUCCCUGCCCUUCAAUGUUCUUCAGCCCACAGGAACUGAAUUUUGCACGCUACUUCAUCGGAGUCGUCUCUAUCGUCUGUCUGUCUGCCACGCUGUUCACCUUCCUGACAUUCCUUAUUGAUGUCACCAGAUUUCGCUACCCAGAGCGGCCAAUCAUCUUUUAUGCUGUGUGUUACGUCAUGGUAUCACUAGUAUUCUUCUUGGGAUUCGUAUUGGAGAACAGGGUAGCAUGUAACUCUGCCAGUUCUGCCCACUUCCGAGCCUCAACAAUAACACAAGGCUCUCACAACAAGGCUUGUACUCUGUUCUUCAUGGUCCUCUAUUUCUUCACCAUGGCCGGCAGUGUCUGGUGGGUCAUCUUGACCAUCACUUGGUUCCUGGCUGCUGUACCAAAGUGGGGCAGUGAAGCCAUUGAGAAGAAAGCCCUCCUCUUCCAUGCCUGUGCCUGGGGGCUCCCAGGGGCCCUGACUAUCACUCUUUUGGCCCUGAAUAAGAUCGAAGGCGAUGGGAUCAGUGGAGUGUGCUUCAUAGGGCUGUAUGAUAUAGAUGCCCUGAGGUGGUUCAUCCUGGCACCACUCUGCCUCAAUGUGGCCGUUGGCAUCUCUCUGCUGUUAGUGGGCAUCGUGGCUCUUAACCGGGUGCGCAUGGAGAUCCCCCUGGAGAAGGAGAACCAGAACAAACUUGUUAAGUUCAUGAUCCGAAUUGGCGUGUUCUCAGUACUUUACCUGGUCCCCUUGCUCACUGUGAUCGGAUGUUACAUGUAUGAACACACCUACCGAAGUGUAUGGGAGACCACCUGGGUCAAGGAGAACUGCAGGCGCUACCAUAUCCCCUGCCCAUACCAGGUUGACCAGACCAGCCAGCCUGCCUUAACUGUGUUCCUGAUUAAAUACCUGAUGAUGUUGGUGGUGGGGAUUCCCUCUGUCUUCUGGGUCAGCAGCAAGAAGACCUGCUUUGAAUGGGCCAGCUUCCUGCAUGGGCGCAGACGCAAAGAUGGAGUGAAUGAGUCUCGCCAGGUGCUCCAGGAACAGCCAGAUUUUGCCCAGUCUCUUCUCCGAGACCCUCACACUCCCAUCAUCAGGAAGUCCAGAGGAACAUCCACACAGGGAACCUCCACCCAUGCCUCCUCCACUCACCUGGCCACUCUUGAUGAUGUUGAUGAGCCGGUAAGAGCCCACCAUGGUGCCCCUGCAUCUACCAGGAGUAAAGCCAGCAGUGUCCACAGCAAAGCCAGUUAUCACGGUAGUCUACACCGCUCCCGCGAUGGAAGGCACUCUACUGGUGGUGACCGUGGUACUGAGGAGCGCAGUUUCCAUGGCAGCAUGCCCCACCUCGACCAUCCGCUGUCUACUUAUCAGCUGGACAGCCAAUCAAAGCAUGGCAGCCAGCGAGACAUGUCCCAGACUCCCCCUACCCUCAUCACCCAUGGCACCACAGCUGAUGACAGCCAGGUUGCAGGGGAUGAUGGUGCCAGUGCAUGA